AGUAAAACAAACUGACUGGAAUUACAAAACUAAUGCGGCAUUUUGAUUUGAAACUUUGUUUCAGAGACAGUAUUUACGCUUUGUUUGUAUUUGAGCUUCAAGGUAUAAGCAUAGAUCAUUUUUUCAUACGUUGUAAACGUUAGUUUAUUGUUGUAGAAAUGGAGGAGGAUCCAAAAGUUAAUAUGGCUCUGGAUGAUAUAAUUAAGAUGGAACAUAUGAAGACAGAAAGUGGAAGUAACCUAUCACAUAGAUCAAAUUUUGGCUCCAGAGCCAAUGGCGUAUGGAAGAAGUUUGCAAACAUGAAACGGAGCGCUGACGGGGACCCAAACAGCAUACAGAACCUGCGCUACUCGAGCAACGGGCCCCUGGCACAUCGCAACCGGAAGCGCUACUUCCCGUUCCAGCGCGCCGCCUUCAAGGGCCGGCCGAUGAUGCAAUACGGCCGCAGCAGGGUGCGGUACGCCACGCAGUACCUGAACCGCAUCCAUCAAGGGCCGCGUCACAUGAUGCAGGGACAGGCACCUUUCUCAAAGCAGUUUGUGCAUAACAGGCUGCUGGCGCUGAAGAGGCUGCAAGAGAGGCGGUCUUUGAUGAUGAAGAUGUCUGCUAGAUCCCACGGAAGUGACGACGACCUCAGUGUAGUCAUCCCCAAUGAGUUGGCAAUGAAUUGCCAAGCCGGCCAGAGAUAUCGGUCUGGAAGUGUCGGCAGGAGCGGCAGCCAGCUGACGGUGAGGAACAUGCAGAGGUUCAACGAGCUGUGCGGGGGCAACGGGCGGCGGUCGCGGCCCGGCUCCGUCUACUCGGCGGGCCACCUGUCUCGCCGUAGCCGCUCGGCGUCGGUGGGACGGCACUCCCGGAACCAGGCGGCCGGCCCGUUCGGGCGCUGGGGGUCCCGCCCGGGCACCCCCGCCAACUCGGAGGCGUCCGGCUACAGCGUCGGCUACCACAGCCGGCUCCUGAACUACGGGCUGCAGCGCAAGGUGGCCAUGGUCCAGGGACUGCCCGUGCCGGUGGACCGCGACGGACGGCCGGUCAUCGUCUGCAACGGCCUGGGCGUGGAGCACCUGGUGAGUCCCGUGGGCACGAACAGGACGCUCCACGAGCGGAUCUCCGAGAUGCUGCAGAAGCUGUGACUCGUUUGUGCCGACGAGACUUCCAGACCACCUGUCCAGUUAGGGCAGAAUUUUCAUAUACGAGGAAGAAUCUUGUGUUGUGUGGUAAACCUUUGAAACUAGUUAUCGGUGUAUUACCUACGUGAAAACCUCUUGCAUACACCGGUUUUGUACCACUGUUACCAUUUGCAAGUUUUUUUGUUCACCUUUAAAGCUACUUCAUGUGCGAGUGUUGUAUGAAGGUUAGAAACAGCUGCUGGAAAAUCUGCAUAAACAUUGAAAUUCUGUUGUGUGCCCCAGAAUGUUUGUUUGCAUUUAGUUUUUUACUUCUUGGAAUAAGAAAAAAAAAAGAAUCAUUUGUAAUAAUGUACUAAUGCUUUUGAGUACACUAAUGUGCUCACAAAGCCAUUUCAGUCUUCAAAAUUUCCACUCUACUUUGUCAGAAACAUAAACCUCUCUUAAGCUAGUGUACAUUAAGUUGGUAGUUGAAGAAUCAUUGUUAUUUUCAUGUUUCUGUUUACUGGUGUGGUGUAAGUGAUAUAUGAUGUGUUAGAAUUUUGUGUGUGGAGAUAAUGAUACAACACUGGCUUAAAUUUACGUAUUGAUCUGUGCAUUAUGCAUGCACUCAAUCCGCUGGGUUAUCAUGUUUGAAAUAAUUGAGAUUUUGAUAUCUCUGCAGUCUUUGAUUGAUUUUCGGAAAUUCAGUGAUUCUUGCCAGAAUGCAUUGUAUAUUGGUGCUGGAGUCAUAUGAUCUGGAUCAUGAAGUCUUUACUGUUGGUUGCUUAUUGUCGUUCAUGAAGGUAUAUCUGAUAAACUUGUGUUUGCUGGACAUUUGUGCAGAAUUUAUUCCGGCUCUAUUGUCUAUUGCAUUAAUCAAUUUAUGCUAGUAGUUGGUUUGAAUGAACCUUCCAUACCUUUAAUUUUUAGCCUAAUAUUAACAAGUUCCUGCAUGUGAUAAAUGGGAGGAAUGAUUUAUUAUUUUGUUGAGGGCUUCUACAAACUCUACCACAAAAGUUGACUUAAAACAUGUCAAAAAUGGAUCCUAUUAUUGUUCAGAAAAUACAACAUUAAUGCUACUGUGUUUUAUUGCAUAAUAGUCGCACAAUUUAUGCUAAAAUCAAGUCUGAAAAGUAGGGGUGUCAUUUUUAUGCAAAAAUGUUUCUAGGUAAAGUUAUUCAUAAAAAAAUACAACCUAUUCAAGGAAAGUACGUUCAUUGAAAAAGUAGAGUAUACAAAAGCACGCCAAAUAACUUAAAUUAAUGUAAUGCAACAACAAAAUUUUGUUCAACUUUAAAUAGAAAAAUGAAAACUGUGAGCCGAAAGUAACACAUAACUGUCAUCGUAGUACACAUCACGAAAGAGUACAGGCUGUCAAAUGUAGUUAACUCGGGUCUAGACAGAGCACGUGUGUUGCAUGCUAUCGGCGAACUAUCGAUAUUAAUAUUCGACUACAUGUGCGCGCUCCAUACAGAAAUCAACAUAACCAAACAUAAAUGAUGUCAACUAGUGCUGGCUACAUUUUUUAUAAGCGGUACACAGCGGUGACUAAGACGAAACGUUUAAAAAAUCUUUAAAAGUAAAUAUACACAUCAGACAACUUUGUAUUUCAACUUUAAAAUAUAUUGUUUUAUACAGGAAAACUACCUACACAAAGCAUUCAGAAUCUAAAAACAUUAUGCAACGAUUAUGAAAGAAAUUUUUUUUCUACAAAUUUUUAUGACUUAAAAUAACGGUGCGACAAUUAUCUGAUAAAACACUGUGAUUUUUUUUAGGUUUUAAUUAGUUUUUCUUGUGUAUAUGCAGCAGUGCUUUUGUUAAACAAUUUUAAUUUGGCACCAAAAAUGGUGGCCAAAUUUUCCUCUUUUUAAAACUGGUUUAAAAAGAGUACAAAACUUACAAAGCCCUCCCUUUAACUUGGGUGAGUAAACUAACCAUGAGUACUUUUCUAGCCAAUUUUUUUGAAACUACAGUCAAACCUCAAUAAUACAAACUUACAAGGGACUGUAAUUUUGUCACUUAGCAAUGGAGAGUUUUUUAUUAACCAAACUUUUACAAAACUAGUUAAAUGACAGUUUUAUGUGAUUUUUAAAAAUAUCCAAAGAAGGAUGAAAUUAUUUUUCUUAUUUAAUGCAUGCAUGGCACAUAAAAAGUAUGAGAUCAAGAAAACUCUCACCUAAUUUAUCCAGUACCAUAUGUAUUUUUUUAGGAUAGUAAAACACCAUUUUAGAAUAGCUACACCUGUGGUUUUAAAAAACAUUUUUUUACUGUAGUUACAGUAGAACCCUGUUACAAUGUUCCUGCUUAUAAUUUUUUCUUGCUUACGUAAUUAAGUUCUGACAUUUUCCCCAUGAGGUCAUUGUGUGUAUUUUCUGCAUAUAACGUUUCAUAAAUGGUGCAUUUCCUGCUUAUAACAUUUGCUUUAUAAAAUUCAAUAAAAGUAAAUUUUUUUUUAAACUUAAAUAUUCCAACACUUAUCCUUUCUGUGAAGUUAAACAUUUAAAAAUGUUUACUUUACACUUUACAUACAUUUUUGUUUACAAUCACGAUUAUUAAGGACCCCAGAAAAUGGUAAAUAAAACUGGCUCAUUUCGGUGUAAAAAAAUGACAAAAGCGGUGCAAAAAACCGGUGUAAAAAUUAGCAAGCGGUGCAAAAAAUCUGUGUAAAAAUAAGCAAUCAGUAGGGACCGCAAAAAAUUGUGAAAAAAUUAUGCCAUUGGCGGUGUAAAAAAAACCUCAUAGCCUUACUGCUUCCUUAUUUGCCUGGCCACUUUUUGGGACAUAAGUUUCUCUAAGAGUGUUGGCUGAUGAUGGCAAAUCCCCUGCACCUAAAAUGUAUACAUAACUUACAAUAUACUUAUAAAUAGGUAGCAUUUAUAAGGUUAUCGCUGAAAAUAUUAAUGGGCUAAUUUAUUCAAAACAAUUCUUAGCCAAACCUAACCUAACCUUUUCUAGAUUAGGUACUGCUGGAUUACAGAGUCAAACCAUCAAUCAAUCAGUCAAAAAUAUAUUGUGGUGUGCUCACCAUUUCACAAUGCAAUCCAUCCUAUUUAUGUGUUUGUUAAUCUGAGGUACUUGCAUAUUUAUUUAAAGUAAAGGUAAGUUAAUCGAUAAUAUUGUAGGCCUACAUAUGCUUAUGAACUUUUAUUAGAGGGGGAAAACAUUUCUAAAUAAAUAAGGCUAACCUUCAACAUGGGUGUUACACCAUUCCCUCAUAGCUGGAUGAUCAGCUUUUUCCAAAGGAAUGUUAACUUACAGCAUCAUAUUAACAAAAUCAGAAAAAAAAUUCUUGUUUUCUGCACUUUAAAGCUUGUUUGCUUUAUUAACGCUGUCGCCUAUCGAGAUUUGUUUAGACACGGUAGAAUGCUUGACAAAAUAAUUGUCUUUUUUGUUUUGUUUUGUGUGUGUCAUUUGCCACAUGCUAUUUGCACGUGUCUUUGCGUGUACAAUCAACCCGCACAUUGCAGAACUUGCACAUCAUAAUUUUGUCCCGCUGAUCAAAAAUAUAAAAUCAUCCGAUUUUAUCUCUCUUUCGCGAUCAAACAUUGUCGAAGUUUUCGGCAUCUUAGCCACAAAUUCAAUUGUAUCACAAAAAUUACAAAAUGUGGACGGUAGUUGUAAACACUCAUAGAUAUGUGCACGCAAAAAUGACUGCCAUCUUAGCUCGAUGCAAUUAAAUUAGGUUAGAAAAAUCGACACCAGUGCGCCUUGCGGCAGAAACGACCAUUAUUCAAAACACGAAAACUGUGGAGUCAAUUUGUUAUGUUGGUAGUGCGCACAUAUCGAUUGUUGACAAUUUUUACAUUUUGUUUUCAUUUGCAAUGGCAAUAUUUACUGUUUGUAAACAGAGUAAUAAAAAUACGUGAAUUUCACUAACGUGUCAAAACGAUGAUAAUAUCACGGCACUAGUCUUUCAGUCUAUGUUUAUUUCACGCCUAUGUUUAUGAUGGCGUAAAUAAAUAGAACUUACGACAUAAGGACAUUAUUUUGUGCGAAAAAGCGUGAAUUUCGCGCGAAAAUUCGUGAAUUUCGCGAUUAUGUCAAAAUCAAAGGAAAGUCGCAAAAUUCGUUUAAAGUAUCAAAUUUUCGCGUUAUUUCGUGAAUUUCGCGCUUCACCAUUUUUCGGGGUCUCUAACGAUUAUACCAUAUGUUUAGAUUGUUUAAAUAGGAUUAUUGUCUGUAGAAACGGAAUGUGUGCCAGAACACUAAUGCUACACAUUAGUGCUGGCUAGUGCAGUGUAUUUGAUAUAUCGAAGGUACAUAACGUUACAGUCAUCAUGUCUGUUGGCACCCGUGUUUUCAAAAAAAUAACAAAUCCUUUAGUUCCUUGUCAUUCUAUUGUGUUUUCGGAUGUAUGUAGUGUAGUGGUUCGGUUCUUUGAUGAGCCACGGACGAGAUAAAAUAAACAAAGACUUGUCGAAUCGACACAAAUUUAUUGCAAUAUUUUCAUCAUUAUAACCAACCCCUGGUUACUGGCCAGCUCUGCGGCACUCACAGCCAUUCACGCUCGCAUCCCACUCCUAACUCCCUUUCCUUCCUGCGCUCACAUGAGCAGUGCUCUACAGUCCAACAUGGCGGGGAUCUUGACGCCACCCACAAUCGCAAACAAAUUUUACCUGGGUCGGCCAAGUGUCACCUACCGAUUUGAAAAUUACACGUAGACAUUGCAUUAACCAACAUUGGACUGCUCACCCAUGGUGAUUAAACGUUAUGCCAAGCCAAAAAGACUAAAAUUACGUGCGGAUGAAGAAACAGUCCCGCGGAAGGAUAUAUACCUAGCAGCAACAUGGAACAGUGUUCUGUGUCCAUAACGUUCUAGAACGAGAGUGGGCUGCCACGUAAUUUCCGGCAACAUGUCUCCCUGAGGGCAAAAAGGCACUAUCUCCAAAUAUAUACAUAUAUUAUUCAAAAUAAACUUGUUAAAAUAUCAAUUUAAUCAAAAAUGGUCACCGGACAUAAAAGAUCAUAAAUAAAUCAGCGAACACUACGGUACCCAAAUAGUCUGUGGUAUUUAAUAUUUUAAAUUGUGUUAAAUUUAAUGGCAAUAGGAAAUUGAAUUUUAACUGUACCAGCACCGUUCUCCAUGUUACUGGCGGUUCGGUUACCUCAAGGAUCCAAACACAUCUUAUACUAGGUUAACGUCCUAUUCCCUAAUUAUCAAACUGUUAAGUGAAAGAAAUCUAAGCAUAAAUAAUUAUGUUUCUUGUUUACAAAUUAAGAGAAUACAAUAUCAAACACAAGAAACUUAAAAUUUCUAAAUAUCCCUCUUAUGGUUAUUGUGAGCAGUCUCCUAACCAGUAAAUUACAUUAUAAUUGGGCUUUGUCGUAACCCAGGGGAUAAUUCAAAACAUCAUUAAUUUUGAUUAAUAUUCCAAACAGUGGAAGAAAACCCAUAAACAAAAGGUAUCAGUUCAUUAUUUGUCCUUCCUGCUGUAUUGUAGGGGAAAGCAUAAUGACCCAAAAUACACUCUUUGACAAUUUAAACAAUAUAAGAGUGUAGGGAUCCUCUUCUACACCUGUCUCCCUGUAAACAAAUGUGGGAGAGUGGACACUUUAAACACCUAUGUCGGAGACCAACAAACUUCACCCAGCUCGUCCGAAUAGAAUGCAUCCUGACUACAUAAAUACAUUAAUAAAUCAAUAAAAAAAAGUUGGGCUAGGCAGAAGGCCAGGCUCUUCACAAUAUGCAUUUUUUUUUAGGAUAGUAAAACACCAUUUUGGAAUAGCUACACCUGUGGUUUUAAAAAACAUUUUUUGCUGUAGGUACAGUAGAACCCUGUUACAAUGUUCCUGCUUAUAAUGUUGUCUUGCUUACAUAAUUUAAAGUCCUGACAUUUUCCCCAUGAGCUCAUUGUGAGUACUUUCUGCAUAUAACGUUUCAUAAAUGGUGCAUUUCCUGCUUAUAACAUUUGCUUUAUAAAAUAAAAUAAAAAUAUUUUUUUUUAAAACCUAAAUAUUCCAACCCUUAUCCUGUAUCCUGUAUUUAAAAUUGUUUACUUUACACUUUACAUACAUUUUUGUUUACAAUCACGAUUAUACCAUAUGAUUAUAUUGUUUAAACAGGAUUGUCUGUAGAAACGAAAUGUGUGCCAGAAUAGUGUACUAACACUACACAUUAGUGCUGGUUAAGGUAAGUGCACCGGUACUCGUCACUGCUCCAAUGGUCGUCACUAGCAACUUCAAAUGUAAAUAAUAGAGAAGUAGCUCAAUAUAUCGCCAACUUAAAUAUUGACAAAAAUUUGGUCGACGUUCUAGCUGAAAUUACCACAAUAGUUUUCGGAACAAACACUAUUUUCAAUCAAAAAAAGUCCGUGCAUCAAAAGUUCGUAGAGCAGUGAAGAUAAAUAGGGGAAUUCCUAUACUAAAACACUAAGGACGUUAGUGCACAUUUUUACUUCUAAUUCUGUAAUUUUUCAUGUUUAUUCGUGAUGUUUUGUGCUGAAUGUGUUAGUUAAAUGUUCUUGAAGAGGUGAAAGUGUUUAUUUAAAAAAAUUCGUUUUCUUUGUAUGAUUUAGUUAGGGUGACGAAAACUGGAUCAAUAAAAACCUUGUAUUGCUAGUGUUCGUCAUACCUGACGAGCACUGGUACAUUUAAUAUUUUAUUUAAAGUUGUGCUAAGUUACACCCUAAAGUUCUUAAAUAAUAUUGGUUCUUUGUUGUUAAUAGACAAAGUACGUUAUUAUGAUCAGAUCCAGUAGUCGUCACCUAUGACGACUUCCGAUGCAUGUGUAUGACGACUUCUGGGUCGGAAAUUACUUUACUUUAUUGAUUGCAAAAAUUGUGUAGGCAUUGUUGUUUACAUUCAUUUAGGGGUCAUUCGAUAUAUAUUUUGACAUUAAUAAGUAAACUAAACAUUGUAAUGUGUCUCGUUCUUUAAUUACAGGGCAAAAUGCCAAAACGGAAAAUACUGUUGUAUGAAGAGUCAGCCAUGGAAGCUGCUCUUAAAGAUGUAGCGAAUGGUAUGAGUAUAAAAUGAGCAGCGGAAAAAAAUAGUGUGCCAAGGAACACAUUGUCCGAUAAACACAAAGGCAAAUCGCCCUUGGGUAGGAAGAUGGGCGGGCCCUGAUUCAUUUUUAUAUUUUACUUGUGAUACCGCAUAACAUGCUAUGUUAUGUUGCAGCAACGAAUUGAGUCGUAUUGCGUACGCGUACAGUAUGACGUCGCGUAAAUAAUAAUAAAUAGAAUAUAAACAAUUAACAAUAUUUGAUAAUUAAACAGUUUUUGUUAACCAAGAAACAAUUAAAUCUCAUUAGAGCGGCUUUAUUAUAUCUCUUUUAAGAUAAGAACAAAAAAAAACGUGAAAAUACGCGAUAGUGAAAAACAAAAACAUACAUAUUUCUAAUUUGUAAAAAAAUACUUUGUUACGUUGUUUCUGUUCCAAUCUCAAACUUUGUCUACACACAUAAUACCUUUAAUAAACAGUAAAAAAACUUAGACGAGGAAUUUCCAAAUUAUACUUUAUUAAUAAACAAACAUUGUUCUUUGUAUCGUAAAUUCAUUGAAUAUGCGCGCGCAUGCGUAAAAUAUACGAGAAAUGCGAGUAACAAAAUGCAGCCGUGUGUAACGUUUCGUUACUCGUUACUAGACGGCACACCCGUUACUCAGUAACGAAUACAUUCGGUUUGCUACAGCUCUAUGUGCUGUCCCUCUCUGUUCCGUGAGUGCUGUAAGUAAAUUCAAAAUUUAAUGAGGAUUAUUCAUUAUAUUACUGAACGAUCUUUAUGAAAUGCCAUUUUGAUGUUUAAAAUAUAGUACCAAAUAAAAUUUGAAGCCCAAAUAGUACAAUACUAUCAUUCUGGAUCCAUGAAUUAAAACUAAUGCAGCCGAAAUCGCACAUGACGACUACUGGCACAAACAUGUGACGAACACUGGCAAACACGAAAAUUUGCAUGACGACUACUGGCUCGAAAUCACACUUUUUUCAAAAUUAUAAAUCUACAAAAAUAAUUUGUGUUUAUCGAAGAGUGUUGGAUAGCAUUGUAGAGUAAAUUUUGAGGUUAAAAACAAACAUGUAGGGGCAGUAAUACACCUACAAGGUUAUGUACACAAUUUUUUUUUUAUAAAACUCUUCUUAGCAUGACGACUACUGGUACAUCUACCUUAGUGCUGUGUAUUUGAUAUAUCGAAGGUACAUAACGUUCAGUCAUGUCUGUUGGCACUCGUGUUUUCAAAAAAAUAACUAAUCCUUCCGUUCCUUGUCAUUCUAUUGUGUUUUCAGAUCUAUGUAGUCCUAAAAUAUUUUAGUUAGCUAGCUAUUCCGUGCUGGCAAAAAAAAGUAUUCUAUUGCUGCUGAUAAUGAGUUUAAUUUAUUUCAUUCAUAGGUAGGAAUCCCAAAAUUACAGAUUUUCACGUGAUAAAGAAAUUGAAAAUAGGCAUUCCCACUCUUAAACGUCGUCAUCCCAAAUCGUGAGACAAUUUUACAGAAAUGUGGCAGUGUGACUUUAAAGACAAAAUAGAAGUUUGAAGCACAAUAAAUUGAAAAAUUGUUGGUUUGGUUAAGCAAAUUCAAACAUUGAGUUUACGCAUCAGUGGUUUUAACAUUAAACUUGUUAACAUAUCUUGAUGAGUUCAAUGGUCAAAAUUUAAAACACUGACAAGUACUAAAUUGGUAUUUCCUGCUUAUAACAUUUUCCUUCUUGUAAUGUUUUUAUACCUUAUGCCCCCUUGAAAAAUGUUAUAACAGGGUUCUACAGAAGUAUUAAAAUGAUGUAAGACUGCAGCAUAUCGCCGCCUGAGUAUUGGAGUGUUCUAUGUCCACUUUUUAGGUUUUUUAUGCUAUGGACACAAAAUUAAUAUUAGUAUUCAUUUGUACUAUAUCCACACACGUCUACGCACAUAAAAAUGGUUGUUCUUAAUUUAAGACCAAUAUUAUUUUGUUCUAUGUCAUGAUAUUCAUAGUUGUUUGAACUUUCAAAUGCUUAUAUCUCAGUUCCGACUUCAAUAGACAUAGAACACUCCAAUUCUCAGGCGACGAUAUAGCAAAGUUUUAGACAAUACCUACAUAAAGACUUACCAUCACUUAAGUAUAUGCAAUUAAUAAGCUGUUUUCCCCAUGCUACACUGAAGCAAACUGAUGCCAUAAUUAUUAUUUUAUUUUAAACUUAUAAUAGGUAGUUUCUUUCCCUUAUUUUUGGAUGUUGUAUUAACCAGCCUUUAGUAUACGUAUAAAAUUGUCCAAACUUGGUAUAUAAACAAUUUCUUUGUUACACAAUUAUUGCUUUGCAUUAUAGGUAAUUUGUAAAUAGAAAUUUCAAAGGACUGUGAAAAUACUUUGUAUUAAUAAGUGUUUCAUUUUAACAUGGGUUUUAUUAAUGAGUUUUCACUGUAGGUAGUAGUUUGUUCAUCUAUUGUUACCCUGCCCUUGCUAGAGACAAUGUAUAUUUUUAGCAUUUGUUGAAUAAACAAGUAUUGAUAAACAAUUGAACAAACAAGAUUCAUAAACAAGAUGAAUAAACAAUGUUGUAAUUAGUUGAAGUGAUUUUAGGACUCAUUCUAAUUUUAUUUAGUUGGGAAUUUGCAUUAUUUUGUAUUAUUGUCCUCUUUGUAGGCUAUUUCAAGAUGUUUUCCUCAUGAAAUUGCCAGUUUUUUCCUGUUCUUGUAGUCGUUACAGAUAUAGUCAUAGAAUGUUAUAGGUUAGGAUCUUGAAAUAUUUUUGUUUUCAGCAAAUUCUAUUAUGUAUUGAAAACUUAUUAAUUAGAACAAUCAUAUAUUUUUAUUUCAUUGCCCGUUUUUUUGUUUGAUUAAUAUUUGAAUGAUUAGUUGCACACUGCCAAUGUGAUUUUUGUCGUGUGCACAGAAGAGCAUGAAAAGUUUUGAAAGUUCCUGUAUUUCGAGCCUUGUGUGUUAAAUAUAUAUUCAUGUAUUAUGUAGUCCCAGUUUUAGCAACACGACAUUCAGUGUAUGGUCAGUUCUGUAAGGAUUACAGUUGGUGUUUAUAAAUUUUUUUUAAAAAUAUUUCUUGUGACAAGACUGAGUAAAAAUUCAAAGUGAUAAACGACUUGUGUAAUGUUCUUGCAAUUUCAGAUAUGCUGCUCUUUAUUUCUUUUGAGAAAUAAAUAAAUAUGUUAGUAAUUGUUAAAAA
Molecule: messenger RNA, 11189 nt
Organism: Bacillus rossius redtenbacheri
Lineage: Eukaryota; Metazoa; Arthropoda; Insecta; Phasmatodea; Bacillidae
Exons: 6
Coding region: 159-1133 (324 amino acids)
Source: RefSeq, a predicted model, not a curated record